This is a messenger RNA of Botrytis cinerea B05.10, 2289 nucleotides long. RefSeq lists its product as hypothetical. Gene Ontology annotation, molecular function: DNA-binding transcription factor activity, RNA polymerase II-specific; zinc ion binding. Bases 188 to 2065 code for a protein of 625 amino acids. Lineage: Eukaryota; Fungi; Ascomycota; Leotiomycetes; Helotiales; Sclerotiniaceae. The record is from RefSeq and is a predicted model, not a curated record. Gene Ontology annotation, biological process: regulation of DNA-templated transcription. The transcript has 5 exons.
GAUCACAUUUGUUAUGUCAAUAACUCCUUCCAGUGAUUUGCCAGAGUUUUAAUGUAUAUUCAUGAUUCGUUUUGAUCAAUAUUAGAAAUCUCGUUCGCUAUCUUACAAUCUCUACGAUUUCGCGCCCGGGAACAAGCUUGGAAUCGCGUGAACUCUACAUGAUUUCGAAAUCCCGAAACCACUUGCUAUGGAUCCAACUUUGAGAGAAGUACAGGCUCAUUCCGAGUCCGAAGGUGGGAUCAUUUCAUUAACGGAAAAGAAGAGGAAACGAACCCGAGAAAGCAUCCAUUCCGAGAUCGCUGAAAAUGAAGGGUGUAGCGGUAACGGGAGCGGCGUCGAAGAGAAGAACAUUGAAGUCAAAAAGUCCAAAACGAUAAUUCCAGGGCUUGCUUCUGUGGGAUCAUCCCCCCCACCACCAUCUACAAUUAAACCUAGGCGUGUUGCAAAAGCCUGCGUUGCAUGCAGCAAGGGAAGGCGUAAAUGUGUCGAUCCCAAAGGGCCAGAUGGCUGUAAAGGGUGCCGAAGUAGAGGAAUUCAAUGUCAAAUCCCGACAGAUUCGAUGCUAGCUAGGCCGAGCGCCGAAACCACUGCGUCUGGUGAUGAUUCAACACUACUGGCAGUAGAUACCACAAUGGAGCCCCCCCGAGAUCCCUUAACGAACGCGAAGAUGUACAACUAUCUCAAAAACGUGGAAUUAAAGGAGCAUUUGGUCCUUAAAGGGUUUGAUGGUGAUAUGCUUCCAUCUGGGAAAAGAUUAACAAGACAAAUCCUAUUGAACGAACUUUAUAAGUUUGAUGAGAAGGAGGGGUUACCAAAAUACCCACAUACGUCGUGGACGUCCUUGAAGCCAGCGACGAGCGCUCCAGGGGACGCCAAAGCAUUGGCAAUUCAACCAUGGGAGAAAACUCACGAUUUACAAUUACAAGAUUCAGAAACUCAUUUCACGAUGCAAAGUCUCUCAGAACCUCGACACAGGAAUCUCGUCUGUACACAAUGCAAGGUAAACUUUACAAUUAACAAAAGUUGUGACAGCGUCCCAUGCAGCCGAUGCAAAGACCUUGGUCUCGAGUGUACUUACCCCAAACAUGUCUACCAAUACUGGCAAACACAUUUUAGAGCCGCCAAAGACAUAGAUUUCACGAGAAUCAACGACUGGGAUGGAGUUCAUGGCGAUGGCGUCUCAAUUGGGGUGGAUGUAAAACCCGAGAAUGUUGUACAGCCUUCAACACAAGCGGUCCAUUACCUGGUCAUAACAGUCGCUCGAUUAUCAAGUGGUGACAAUUCAGCUAUCAUGGCCUUACUACGAAAAGGACCCCGAGUGGGCCUAAUGUGGCGGGGCCUACUUCGGGUCGGGAACCGUGGAGUACGGUACUCAGAGCCAGCCGGUAUUGCGAGGUUUGGCUAUAUAGCAUUUUGUCGUCAGGGUACAAUAUCCGUUCCAAUCACUCAUGGGUAUAUGAGUGAAAGUGCAUCUGGACUGGCACUACUACGGGCAUGGGUUAAUGUGUUUAAUGAAAUCAUGGUAGAAGGAAACACCAAUCUCCCAACAGAGAUACAUGUUGUUCUAUUUGGAUUUGCAGGAUUCGGUGUGAAUAUCGGUGCCUGGAGGGAAUUCUUGGAUUGUGUCGAGGCUUGGGAUGCGAAAGAGAAAACAGCCGGUAGAACACAUGUUCCAAAGCUUGCGGACAGGAUAUUUUUGGUUCCAAGUGUGGAGCCAGAGGUAGUGGACGGAACCGCAACGUAUUCGUUAGUUCCAGGAAAAGAUCUAUGUGUUGAUGCAGAAGCGUUUGAAGGAUUUGCCGACAAAUGCUGGGGAAAGUUUAGAUUGACAUCAUUGCACCGGAGAGCAGUGUUUCACUCAUUUAAUAAGGCGAACGUUAAUGCUGAGUUACCCGAGCUCUCAUACCAGGUUAUUGACCCAAUCUGGGACGAUGUGGAGAAGAACGAUAUAUUCUUAGAAGCUCUUGAUCAGGAAUAUCGACAUAGAUCCGCUGCAUUGUCCUCGGCCACCAUACCCACCCAUAAAAAUGUACAAAAUCGAAAUUUGACGAGAAACAGGUUUUGAUAUCUGAUGGUUCGUUCGAAUCUGAUCACGGUUCUUAUAUACACAAGUUCCAAAAGUGGUUUCACAUGGCAAUUAAGUUGAGAUGAAUACACGAUGAAGGGAUUAGCCUUGCUAUAUGCAUAUAGCUAGAUGGGAAAAUUGAACAUUAAAAGACUUUGAAAUUGCUUCUCACAAGACAGAUUAGCUAGAUCCUCAUCGAACUGUCCAAUCACAGGGUCGUGCCA